Siniperca chuatsi (mandarin fish) is the source of this 6434-nucleotide messenger RNA. RefSeq names its product MCF.2 cell line derived transforming sequence-like 2 (gene mcf2l2). Lineage: Eukaryota; Metazoa; Chordata; Actinopteri; Centrarchiformes; Sinipercidae. The coding region runs from base 313 to 3933 and encodes 1206 amino acids. The transcript has 36 exons. Gene Ontology annotation, molecular function: guanyl-nucleotide exchange factor activity. Gene Ontology annotation, cellular component: cytoplasm. The record is from RefSeq and is a predicted model, not a curated record.
AUGGCUGUUGUUGCAGAUACUAUUAGUGUCUCACAUAGACCAUGGGCAAGGCCUAUUGAAUAUCAGAAACCACAAGAUGUGGACCCCUUUGUGAUACUCAAUUCCCAAGAUUUGGACCAUAAAUGUGCCCCAGAUACUCUGGUGACAUCACCCCAGAAUAUAUGGAUCAGUGAUACACCAGUGUCAGGACCUUCUGAACAACCUAAGUGAAUUCCGGACACCCUGAACCUGAGAGAGGAGGCCUUAAUUCUAGCCCCAAGUUUUCUGCAUCCUGAGUCAGCAUCCAAAGAACCUUCAGAGUUACUGGACUGGAUGGAUGCCCAGCUCCAGUGUUGGGACGAUAGCAGUUUUCCACUGGAUGAACCACAGACAUCAUCACAUAAUGAGAUCAUGCAGCAGGAGAUCAGGCCCCUGCUGGCUGUAGACAUCAUAGAGCAGCUUCAUCGCCAGUUUGCCGUGCUUUCAGGAGGGCGAGGGAAAGAUGGCGCCCCCAUCAUCACCUUCCCAGAAUACUCAGACUUCAGCGAAGUGCCAGAGGAAGACUUCCUCAAUGUUGUUACUUACCUGACCAGCAUCCCCAGCCUGGAUGCUGCCAGUAUCGGCUUCAUUAUCAUCAUCGACCGGCGAAAGGACAAAUGGAGCUCAGUAAAGGCCUCUCUAUCCAGGAUCGCUGGGGCGUUUCCAGGAAACCUGCAGCUGGUGUUGGUGCUGAGGCCGUCCAGGUUCUUCCAGAGGGCUAUAGCAGACAUUGGCAUCAAGCUGCACAAGGAUGACUUUAAAAUGAAGGUACUGGUUGUGAUGCUGAACUCUCUGUCGGACUUGCACGGCUAUGUGGAUAAAGGCCACCUGACCCGCGAGCUAGGAGGAAACCUGGAGUACUGUCACAGUCAGUGGAUACAUCACCGAACUGCCAUAGAGAACUUUGCCAUGACAGUGAAAACCACAGCCCAGAUGUUACAGAAGUUUGGGACAGAUCUGGCAGAGACACAGCUGCCCAAUGAUGUCCAGUACACCAAAGACCUGCUCACAGCACACACCAACAAACACAACAACCUCAAGGAUGAACUGAAGCUAGCUUUGAAGCAGGGCACUACCCUAUUAGGUUGUAUCAAGGAGCAGGCACCCAAGUCAGAGAAUCACAAACUCAACCCAGAUGAGAUGGAGAACCACAUCACUGUGGAAAGGCUCCUAGCCCAGCUGAAUGAGACAGAGAAUGCCUUUGAACAGUUCUGGUGUAAACAUCAUCUGAAACUGGAGCAGUGCCUGCAGCUACGCCACUUUGAACAGGACUUCAGAGAGGUCAAAGUGUCUCUUGACAGUUUGAUGGACAGUCUAACCAGCCUAUCAGAUAUUGGGGAUUGUGUGGCCAGAGUUGUCCACCUGCUAAAGGAACUGAAAACACUGGAGGAGAAGGCUCAGCCCACACUAGAAAAGGCCCAGCUGCACGCGGUGCACGGAGACCAGCUGAUCCAAAGCAACCACUACGCUGUGGACUCUAUUCGACCCAAAUGUGUGGAGCUCCGGCGGGUCUGUGACGACUUCAGCAACGAGGCCGAGAAAAAGACAAAUGUCUUGUCCAAAUCUCUUAAGAUACACAUGGGCAUUGAUAAGGUGAACCAGUGGUGUGAGUCUGGUAUCUACCUGCUGGCCUCCCAGGCUGUGGAUAAGUGUCAGUCACAGGAAGGGGCAGAGUCAGCACUGACUGACAUCCAAUGCUUUCUGGAGUCAGCAGAAAAGAACCAAGUGACUGAAUUAAGGAACCUCCACAACCAGUAUGAGGUUGUCCUGUCCGAGGAUAUCAAGGCCAGUGUCCUGAAGACACUGAAGCGCCUGGAGGAUGUCCAGGAGAUGUUUGAGAAGCGACACAUCAGUCUGAAGAGACUGUCAGCUAAACAGACAAGGCCCGUCCAGCCUGUUGCCCCGCGGCCUGAGCCCUCUCCCAAACGGCCCUCACUGAAGAACCCCCCUAGGACUACAGGGAGUCACCAGUCUCUGGCUCGCAGAACUUCUGAUAACUCUAACAGUGGCAAGCAGCCAGCCGAAGCUGAUCCCAACAAGAAGAAGAACAUACGCAAGGACAAAGGAGGCAUCAAGAUUGAGGUGAUGCAUGAGGAAAGCCAAGGAGGCUCCACCCAUGUCGUUGUGACCAAUGAGACAGAGGAGAGUUUGUCCAACAGACGCAGACACAUCAUGACUGAGCUGAUUGAAACAGAGAGGCUAUAUGUGGAGGAACUGCAAAGCAUCAUGGAGGGUUAUUUUGCAGAGCUGGAUAACUCGGAGCUCAGCCACCUCAUUCCCCCGUCUCUGGAGAACAAAAGGGACGUGCUGUUUGGCAACCUGCCAGAUAUAUAUGAAUUUCACAACAGAACAUUUCGGAGGGAGUUGGAGAACUGUGCAGACAAACCAGAGCUGGUGGGAACCUGUUUUCUGAAAAGGAAAGAAGAGCUUCAGGUGUAUGAGAAGUACUGUCAGAAUAAACCCCGCUCUGAAGUCCUCUGGAGACAGUGUGGAGACAGUCUCUUUUUUCAGGAAUGUCAGAAGAAAUUGGACCACAAACUGUCUUUGGAUGCUUACCUGCUGAAGCCUGUCCAGAGGAUCACCAAAUACCAACUCAUGCUCAAGGAGAUGUUAAAAUGCAAUAAGGGCGAGGAGACAGCUGAGUUGGAGGAGGCUUUAGCAACAAUGCUGGACAUCAUCAAGUCUGUCAACGACUCCAUGCACCAGAUAGCCAUCACUGGCUUUGAGGGAAACCUGAGUGAACUUGGGAAGCUGCUGAUGCAGGGAUCGUUUAAUGUGUGGACUGACCACAAGAAAGGCCACAGCAAGGUGAAGGACCUGGCUAGGUUCAAGCCUAUGCAGAGGCACCUGUUCCUGUAUGACAAGAUGCUGCUGUUUUGUAAGAAACGAGAGGAGACCACAGACGGACACGAGAAGACGCCGUCCUACAGCUUCAAACACUCACUCAAGAUGAGUGCUGUUGGGAUCACAGAGAACGUCAAAGGCGACAACAAGAAAUUUGAGGUGUGGUACAACGGCAGAGAGGAGGUUUACAUUAUCCAGGCUCCUUCCAUGGAUGUGAAAAAUAUGUGGGUGUCAGAGAUUCGUAAAGUUCUUACAAGCCAGCUACAGGCAUUCAGAGAAGCUAGCCAGCUCAACAUCUGUGGGCCUCCCAUGAGGAAUGUGCGUAAAAUGGCGCGAAGACAGUCUGAUUCAUCAAGUCCAGAGUCAGGCUUCAGGAGGACCAACCCCAGCCCUAAUAUGAGGCAGAAGAGAGUUGAUGCUUCGGCCAGCCAAUCAGGCCACUCAGCUGUUAACACUAGGAAACGCUUCACCUUGCAGGGACUUUCCAACAGGAGGUCUCUUCCAGCAGAGCCUGCUGCUAAGGAGGCAGAGGUUGCCCGCCGGUUCUCUCUCACCUCCUCUCUUGCCUCAUCUUCCUCCUCCUUCGCCACGAGACGCACAAAAGGUCCCCUCUCUGCUAGCAUAAAAAACAAGAGACAUGAGAUAAAGAGUGAUCCCACCCCAUUUGGUUAUGAAGAUCCUUUGCAUGGUGCUAUGGCUGCAGUCGGGAAACGUGAGAGCAUGACUAGCAGCACUGCUGCUGCUGGCACCUCAGCUGUCCCUAGAUCUACCUCCCAACCAGGCUGGGCCCAGCGGCGUCUCCCUUCCAUGGACACAGACGACUUUGAGACGAUCCCCUCCAGUCCAGAGGAAUCCUCCAACUCUUCAGAGGAGGAGGGCAACAAUAAAAAUGGUGACAGUGGUCAUUUACAGGUGCAGCUGACCUAUGAAUCUCAUGAAGUACAAGACUGCUCUCUGGAGACAGGUGACCUUGUCCAGUUUGUGGAGGAAGUGGAGAACGGACACUGCCUAAUGCUGCCUGGGCUCCAGCCUCCCACGACCCUGAAGAGCAUAAACGGAUACAGAAAAUGAAUGGAUGGACCUUACAACACAAUGCAGUGCAUAGCAACAACACCAUUAACUUCAGCCUCGGAUAUUGAGUUUAAUCCAUCCUCUCUGACAGGGUAUCAAGAAAAAUCGGACAUUACGCUUCAGAAAGGCAGCAUUUGAUGCAGAGCUGUUAUGUUGGAUUGUGUUAGUUUGUAUUAGUGUUGAUGAUGUUAUGUAGUUUUCCAUAAGGAAAGCCGUUUUUCCACUUCAUCCACUGCUAUCUGUAAUCAUUACCCAUACCAUGGCUUCCCUGGUUAAAAGUAUAUCUUGAGUUUGGUUCACAUUUAUCAACCAAGCCCAAGAAAGGAAAUUAGACCAGCUGCUCCUCUGCUGCCCUGCUCUCUCUCUGCCAGGGUUAAAGGCUCAGUGUAGCUCGUCUGGAAUUCAAAUUUCAUUCACUACAUUACCCUGAUGAAGCAGUGGGAGAUACAACAACAAAACGUGUGACUAAUGGUCUAUUGCCAAAUCAAGGGAGGCGGCUGAAAAGACAAUGGAUUCAGAUGAAUAAUAAAUCUCUGUUUCAUUCACCCCACCACCACCAUCUAUGCUUUUGGCGCGCCAGGCAAAGGCCUUUAUGGAGAAACAGCCUCUGGAAUCCAUCGCUGAAAGAGUGGUUUGGUCUAAUGCAAGCUCUCUGCAUUUGGAAGUGACUAAUACUCUCAAGCUCAUGUAUAUUUCAGCCCUUAAAACCAUCUCCUGUCGUCUGCAUCUAUGGGUUUUUGCUGCUAAAAGAUCUUACUCAGUCACUCGUCUUUCCUCCCCACUUGAGGAAAAUUAAGAAAGUCCUCCCUUUUUUCCUAGCUUUUUUGUUGGAUCAAAGUUAGUAUACAACUGUAUAGAACUUUACAAAUUGUAACUGAUGAACUGUGUGCUGCUAUGUGUGUCGUAUACACCCUCAUAUAUGCUAUAUGCAUGUGCAUGGGUGUCUGUUCAUGCAUUUGUGUAUGUCUAUGUAGAUUUAGGUACAUGUUUUUGUGUGUAUAGAUUGGCUUCUAGGACAAGUGUGUGUUUAUGUGUGUCAGACAGAACCCAUUUCAGUCUGGGCCAAUUGUUGUUCCUGCUGACAAAGUUAAGAGAUAAAAUCUUACCAGCCUGAGAAUUACGUUCAUAUUUGAUGAUUCAUCAGCUCACGGUUUCUGUCCAGUGCCAAUGUUCAGUGCUAAUGCAGGGGGUAGGUGACCUUUAUAUAGAGAGGUGGAAAGUAACCCUAACCCUCCCCAACAACUUUUACCAAGGGUUUUAGUUGCCUUACCAUAACCAUACCUUAACCAUAGUUUAUUUAACAUAACCAUGAUCUCUCUCUGACCUUAUCCUUACUAUAAUUUGCGCAGAAAUGUUGAAAAUCGGAACGUUAAUCCGAACUGUCCCAUUUCAACGCUCUGUCUGGCGAUAGAAUUACAUCACACAGUGUAUGGUGUUUCAAUUUUGAUUGUUUGCUUUUGGGAAAAUUGGAAAGAAAACAGAAAAAUAGUAAUAGGCAUUAUUGUUUUAUAAUCCAGUUAAUCAGAUUACUGUGCAGAACCACAGCUCAUCUGAAGUUCACUUCACUUUUACAAAGCUCUUAGUGCACAAUUUGCCUAGAUCUCUCCCUCCACCAUUACAUCAAAUGUUAGCAAUUUCAUGUUUUAUGGCCUUUUUCUUGUUGUUACACCAUAAAUGAGUAAAUCAAACUGUAACUUAAGAUGCUAAUUUCUGUUUUGGUAUAGUAACAGAUGAUAAUUAGUAUUUUUGCAGGAUUUCAGAGGUUGCCUGGUGGUGCGACUCUUUAAAUAAUACAUCUGUCGAUCAUUUGAACUAUUCAGUUGUUCAAUAUGUGCUUCUUUCUGACUAUCAGGACUUGAAAGCUUUUAUUUUUUAAGGACGUAAGUCAUUAUUUAUAGGUUUCAAUAUUCUUCACACUUCUGACCGCACCCAGCAGUGAUGCUGUGUAAGUAAGAGGUGCAACAGACUUAGAGAGAGGGCAGUGAAACACUGCUGUAAAGCCUGGUGUUAAGUUACUAUUUAAGAAAGGCACCAUAUAUCGCUAUGAGGUUACCUUUCCCCUCCUUAGCCCCUGCCCACCAAACCCCUUUACAGCAUCAGCAGCAGAGAUAUGCAGCACCACCCGCCCUAGCAAUAGUAGUAGUCUGUACAAUAGAAAUAUUAAUGAAAAUAGUACAUGCCUCCAUGUAAUCCAUGUAAAAUCAUUAUUCAGUAUUGUAAAUGUAUAGUUAGUUGUAGGUGUUUUUAUAUUUGUCUCACUAUACAGGUUCAUUUUGAUUGUUUUAAUGUGUUCAUUUCAUAUAAGCUGCUGAAAUAUUCAGGGUCUCCACCUCAACCUUUCAGCUGAAGAGUGAAAACCCCGAAUUCAUUAAAUCUAAGAUGUUGAUGUAAUUGUGUUAACAGAAACAUGGUGUCAAAAUGAUCUACUCACUCACUGUCCUCCAGGAUAUAAUGAAGUCAUGGUGCCCUCGAUAAAAAUAAAAAAAACAUAUGCAUGGGCA